UCUCAACACCACCACCACCACACACAUCACAUAGGACAGCCAGCCAUAGCAGAGUGUUGGGGACUUAGAUCCAGAAUAUAUUUUUUUAUAUUUUCAACCACAGACCAUGUAAAGCUCACAUAGACCGUUUCUUAUGGGCUUAUAGUAUUGCUAAGAUCCUGUAUCAUCAUGGCUAGUCCCCUGGAAGGCGAACCCCGUGUUGUGGGGCCUGCUGAAAAGUAUCCAGGGUCUGGAUCAGAGGCCCGGGCGCCCGUGCGACCGCAGCCGCCUCAGCAGCACCUUCACGCGGCGUGUAUGAGCGCUGCUGCCGCGGCCAUGGUGGAGGCGCUGGAUGAUGCGGAGGGGCUCUUUGUAGCCGUGGAGAGAUGCCCGUUGUGCAACACGGCCAGACGGAGACUCACUUGCGCCCGGUGCAUCCAGACCGGUGAUUUCGUGUAUUUUGACGGGAGAAAUCCGGAGAGGUACUCGGAAAAGCUUGAAACACUUCAGAGGCUGAAAAAUGAAAAGGAGAAUCUUCAACAGAGUGUCAUCAAAGCCAUGGACAAGAAAGUUCAGGCUGACCAGCUUAGGUGGAAAAUUAUGUCAUGCAGGAAUAAAAUCCAGCAACUCAAAGAGGCCAUUUGCACUAGCAAUGAAGAAGUGACGAAUUGCAGGGAGCUGUUGCAGCGUUCACAGGAGGAGGGCCAGAGACUGCAGUGCAGGGCCAGUCGGCACCAGGAAAAGAAGGACAAAAUUAAGCGUCAUAACCAGCGUCUGGGUGAGCUGCUGGAGAAGAGAUCCAAAGAGUUGCAGGGGAGGCUGGAAGCCCUGGCUGAUGUUCGGAGGGAGCACAUCCUGGAGCUCAACACACACAUCUUCCCCAUACAGGAGGAGAAACAAGGCAGCAGGGACCCUGUUGAUCCGGUCAUGGCAGAGUAUGACCUUGCUCUGACCUCUAGUACCGUCAGUGAACUCGCAGAGGCCAGACGAACCACAUACCACUCAGGCCGCUGGAUCUGGGAUGAUCAGAAUGGAGAGACGAGCAUCAGUAUCACUGGGCCACAUGUCACACUGCCCAGCAAUGGAGACUGCUCAGCCUAUUACAGCUGGGUGGAGGAGAAGAGUGGAAACCAGGGGCCCGAACUGGACCACAUCAAUCCAGCACACACCAUCAGUGCGGCCCUCUGCUAUGCUACACAGCUGGUCAACAUCUUGUCUCAUAUUCUGGAUGUCAACCUACCGAAAAAAUUGUGCAACAGUGAAUUCUGUGGUGAUAAUAUGACCCGAUACAGAUUCACCCGUGUUGUAAACAAACUCAACACCAACAUCCUGCACCUGUGCUUAUCGCAGCAUGUUGACAGCGAGCUGCUUCAUCCUCACCACGCUUUGAGGAAUAUCAUGUUUUUAGUGUCUCCUGCAAACAAGAACCUUGGCAGAACUGGACCUUUUGAGGUGACUGCAGACUUGGAAGACUCUAUGGAGUUUGUGGAACCUGAGGCAGCCGGACCUGCAGACGAGAGCGGAGAUGAGGCUGUGACGGAUGAAGAAACAGACCUGGGCAAUGACUGGGAGACCGUUCCAAGCCCGCGCUUUUGCGAUAUCCCCUCCCAGCCUAUGGAUCUUUCCCAGAGUGGCAUGCAGGCAUCCCAGCCAUUGGGCAAUGCUGGCGGCAUGAUCUCCUCUGCAGCGGCCUCUGUCUCUUCCUGGUUCCGGGCCUACACCGGGCAGCGCUGAUGUCAAGGGUGGUUAGUCAGGGCUGUACCUAUGCAAACACCCUAUUAUAAUCACCUUUACCUUUGUCAACUUGGCUUUAGGGGAAAAAAAAGGGAAGUUUUCAGUCAUCUGACUGCUCAUACAUAGACAAAUAGAUGUGUGGUUAAAACCAGAGAGAAGCAUGUGAUCUCCAAAAACAUCUCCUGUGUGGUAGUAAUGCAGACUGGGAUUGUUUAAAGCAGAAAUGAGAUGGUAGAGAACUACUCACUUUUACAUUUCUGAUCCUCUGUAGCUCACAUUUUACUGUAGAGACACCACAGAACAUUAUCCAAUGUACAUUGCCAAAUAUCCUUUGUUAUGUUCAUUGGUGCAGAGAUUGUACAUUUAAUGCACUGUUGGACAGACUUGAGUGUGCCAUCAAUGUUCGAUUGAUGGUUCUGACGAAAAAUGAAAUUGCACCUUCACCAGCUCAUUUUCAAAAUACCUUACUGUAUAUGUUGCUGGACAUUUCUGAGAGAAUGAAAAAUAUUAUUGGUGUGUGUUUUUUGAGAUUAUACAUUUUUAAGAGGGAUUGUAUUUUAUAAAGAUUGUGAGCUAGUAUUAUUGCUGGUUUUGUUCACUUUAAAUUUCAUCACUACAAGCUGUACCGGCUGGGCAUAAACAUUUUCCAGUGGAGGCCAGAGUUUUUUUUUUUCCUUUUCUUCCACCACAAUCUUUAGUUGUUGAGAGUAAAAAUGUAUCUGCUUAAUUUUAGUUUUUUUUUAAUUAUUUUAUUUGUAUUAGCAGACCUCGUGAAUUAUUAAACUGAAUACCUCUGAG
Xyrauchen texanus (razorback sucker) is the source of this 2511-nucleotide messenger RNA. RefSeq names its product beclin 1-associated autophagy-related key regulator-like. The record is from RefSeq and is a predicted model, not a curated record. The coding region runs from base 169 to 1713 and encodes 514 amino acids. Gene Ontology annotation, biological process: mitophagy; autophagosome assembly; cellular response to starvation. The transcript is spliced from 10 exons. Gene Ontology annotation, cellular component: extrinsic component of phagophore assembly site membrane; autophagosome; phosphatidylinositol 3-kinase complex, class III. Lineage: Eukaryota; Metazoa; Chordata; Actinopteri; Cypriniformes; Catostomidae.